Messenger RNA from Miscanthus lutarioriparius, 906 nucleotides. NCBI's taxonomy places the organism in Eukaryota, Viridiplantae, Streptophyta, Magnoliopsida, Poales, Poaceae. The record is from the annotation of a GenBank genome assembly.
AUGAGCUCGCUCUGCCCUUUCGCGGGAGCCACCACUGGUGGCGGCGUAUGCCCUGUGAAAUCUGAUAAGAGCAACGCUGGGGUGUGCCCUGCAAAAUCUGACAAGAGCAUCAGUGGUGUAUGCCCUGUUACUGGCAAGGAUCAUGGUAGCGAGCUCAAGGAAAGCAGUGAUCAUGGUGAGGAAAAGGAUACUGAUCCUCGUAUGGUGCCAGCAAAAUGCCCAUUUGGCUAUGACUCCAACACAUUCAAGCUGGGUCCGCUCAGCUGCAUUGUCUGCCAGGCGCUGCUCCAUGAGAGUAGCAAAUGCAAGCCAUGUGCCCAUAAAUUCUGCAAGGCAUGUAUAUCACGCUUUAAAGACUGCCCACUAUGUGGUGCUGAUAUAGAGGGUAUUGAGCCUGAUGCCGAGCUUCAAGCUCUUGUUGACCGCUUCAUUGAUGGCCAUGCCAGAAUCAAGCGAUCACAUGCUACAGGGGAUGUAGAAGCAGCAGGUGGCAAGAAUAAAGUCAUAUAUGAGGAUGUCUCCAUGGAGAGAGGAGCUUUUCUGGUGCAGCAAGCUAUGAGGCUGGUUCAUACUCUCUCUGUUUCGCUAAAUAAAAUUGGUGACCUUCGGUACUAUGAUGGCGAUCUCCAAUCUGCAAGAAACUACUAUGCCCGUUCAUUGGAUGUUCGCAGAAAUGCAGUAAAAGAACACUCUGCAGUGGCUUCUCAGGUCAUUGAUCUAGCAACAUCUCUUGCCAAAGUCGCGGAUGUGGAUAGAAAUCUUGGGAAUGAAAGCGCCGCAGUUGAGGGCUUUGAGGAAGCAAUUCAAUGCCUUGAGAAGUUGAAGCUGGAUUCUGAACAAGCUAGCCUUGAACGACGGCGCCUCUCGGUUCUUGACUUCUUACACAACCAACUGGCAGAUAAAUAA